CAAUUACCAACUUAAAAUCAAAAUGAACAAACCAAAAAAAAGAAAAGGAAAUCAAAUCUCAAUAAAGGCCCAUUUAAAUAAAGGCCCAUCAGACCUUGAAUAUUCCUCUCUAAUUGAUGAUUUAGGGUUUAAAAACUCAUUAACUGAAAAAAAAUCGAAACACAGAAUGACGACGGAAGAGAUGAGCUUCCAGAAAUCAUCACCAGAGUCUCCUCCUCCUCCUCCGACGUCGUUUUCUUCGUUACCGUACGACUUAGUUCUGAAUUGUUUGGCUCGUGUCUCGAGAACCCGUUAUCCAACUCUAUCUCUCGUCUCCAAGGGUUUCCGAUCUCUCAUCGCUUCCCCUGAGCUCGAGGCCACACGAUUCUCCAUGGGAAAAACCGAGGAUUGCAUCUUUGUUUGCUUAAACCUCAAUCAGAACAACCCUAACCCUAACUUGUUCACACUUUCCCCAAUUCCCAAACAACAGGAAUUACUACCCAUCCCUUGGUUUCCUUAUGAUCAACAUCCCAAAUACCCAACCAUUCUUGCAAUUGGUGCAGAGAUUUACAUAAUCGGAGGCUUCCUCAAGAGAACGAGAAGCAAGAGAGUGUUGAUUCUCGAUUGUCUAUCUCAUCAAUGGCGUAGACUCCCAAAAAUGCGUCUAUCUCGAGCUUCUGCUGCCGCGGAUGUAAUCGACGGUAAGAUCUACGUGAUUGGAGGCACAAGGUCCAAGAAUAUCGAGAAUUGGGGAGAGGUUUUUGACCCAAAGACCCAAACUUGGGAGCCAAUAUUGCCCACAACACUUGAUCUCACCGUUCAAAAGAGUGUGGUUCCAGGUAGAUUGGUAAUGGGUGGGAAAGUUUAUGCCAUGGAUGAUUUGUUUCAGCUUAGAUUGCUCAAUGAUGUUUUCUUAGUAGAGAUAGAAAAUGUGUUGUGCCAAAUAUCUCUAGCGUAUGGGUAUCUACUUUGGCGUGAUCCUAAGGCAGAUGGAUCUGAGUGGAGUGACGUUUUGGGACUUACGCUUGAAGAACUGUCCCCGUAUCAACCUUAUUGUGUGGAAAACUCCGGCGGAGAAAGAAGAGUGAAAGUGUGGUGGGAGUCGGUGGUGAAUCGCCGUCAAGGUCGCAGGCGUCGCCGUACUAAUGAAUUUAACACAGAGAUUUGGUGUGCAGAGGUUUCGUUUGAGAGACGAGGUUUAGGAGAGCUUUGGGGAUUCGUUGAAUGGUCUAAAAAUGUGUUUACCUGUGAUGGAUUUGACCCUAACCCUUUUUCUGGUUUAUUUUUGCAAUCAGCUAUUGUCACACAUUGAUCAUUGAGAUUUUAUUUUAGUUUCUUUCGGGUGAAUUUUAUGAUUUGUGGGGAUUUUCUUAGAAUAUUUUUUAUUAUGAUUUUAAGAGAUACUAAUAAACCAAAUUAUAUUGGUGAUUUA
Arabidopsis lyrata subsp. lyrata is the source of this 1411-nucleotide messenger RNA. RefSeq names its product putative F-box/kelch-repeat protein At5g03000. Gene Ontology annotation, molecular function: protein binding. The record is from RefSeq and is a predicted model, not a curated record. Lineage: Eukaryota; Viridiplantae; Streptophyta; Magnoliopsida; Brassicales; Brassicaceae. The transcript has a single exon. Bases 23 to 1291 code for a protein of 422 amino acids.